Molecule: messenger RNA, 936 nt
Organism: Nelumbo nucifera (sacred lotus)
Lineage: Eukaryota; Viridiplantae; Streptophyta; Magnoliopsida; Proteales; Nelumbonaceae
Product: Rab5-interacting family protein
Biological process (GO): autophagosome assembly; protein folding in endoplasmic reticulum
Cellular component (GO): EMC complex; endoplasmic reticulum; membrane
Source: RefSeq, a predicted model, not a curated record
CUCUCAUAUUUUCGAUCUGUUCGUUGGAAAACAUAGUUUUCUUCUACCGUACUCACCAUCCCCCUCUGUAAAUCUGUUCGCAGUGUUUACCGCCAGCAUCCAACAUUCCUAGUGUUCGCAGUGCUCCUCGGAAGAGGCUGAACGUUGUUCGCCCUAGUUGUUCCAAGUCAAGAGAUAAGAUCUUCAGUAGCAAGUGUGCACGGUUUCACAUCGCCGAGAAGGGAGCCAAACACAAACAAGAUAUACACAGAUAAGCAGAAGUAAUGGCGGGGCAUGAAGAUUCAGGGGCUUCCAAGAAAAAAACUGCUGAUUCUUCAAAUGAUUUACCAACCUUCAAUGCUGAGAACUUGCAAAAUAACAUGAAAAUAAUCUACUAUAGUCGAACAUUUUUGUCAAUCAUUGGUGGUGUAAUUGCUGGCAUUUUGGGAUAUACUGGCUUGACUGGAUUUGUCUUCUAUUUCCUUAUCAUGGCCAUUACUUCUCUGGGACUUGCAGCAAAGGCAAAAUUCUCCAUUCAUUCAUACUUUGAUUGCUGGAAUAGACUCCUACUUGAUGGGUUUCUUGGCGGGCUUUUGUCAUACGUUUUGUUCUGGACUUUUGCAUAUGACAUUGUCCAUAUAUUCUAAGGGAGCAUCUGCAAUAGAAAGGAACCACACACUGAUGAUGAUGAUGAUUGAACCCUGUUGUUGUUACUGCCUGCCAUGAUCUGCUUCCCUUACCACCAGUGCGGGAAGGAUGGUGCCUUCUAAGACCUUUCUGUGGUUUACUUUUCAGAGUACUUUGAUGGUUGGGAGCAGUCUUUGUACUCUCCGGAUUUUGCUUUCUUUUUACAACUUUGGAAUUAUAUUCUGAUUAUUUCAAAAUCCAUAGUAUAUUGGCUUUUCCUUAAAUUGAUUAAGAACUUUAUUCAUUAAGAUGGUGUUUGGUAUUGAUAUA